ACCUACUGCGCAUGGGUCAUGACCAAAUUAAAACGUUGCUUUAAUCAACCUUUAAGCAGAGGAGGAAAUGGUGCGCUUGUAAACGGGUGGAUAGUAAUGAACAUAGAGAAAAAUGCGUGGCAAAGUUGUUGCGGCUAUUAUUGUAAUAUCUGUGUUUGGGGCAGCGCAUGGUGGCCUAGAAGAUUUCUUGAGUAUGGCAACAAAUUUAGCUGGCUCACUCGGGACAAAAAAUUCUGGACAGAUACCACGGGGAAAUGGCUGCGUGAUAAACUGGUCAUUCCAGGGUAUGUUAAUGGGACUAGAAUGGAGAUAUAUGGGUGUCUGUACGGAUUCUUGUACGUAUGAAACAGAGACAGUAUUCAAACAAAGCAGAGGUGGAGCCGUGGAACAUUGUCUACAAAACCUAAUGCGUAAAAUUGCAAGACAUGGAGAAUUAUAGGAAACUUUUACUGUACAACUGUAAUUACAGAGCAAUUUAUAUCAGUCUGAGUUUAAGAAAUUUUCAUAUAUUUUUAAUUCAUACAAACUGAUAAUUCUUAUAUAAUAGCAAAAUCUGUAAAAAGAAAAUAAUAGCAGGGUAACAGCAGACUCGGUUUGGUUUGAUUGAGUCUGUUAAUGAUAGGUAACGACAUGUGCAACAACAUGCACGCCCCCUUGUACCGGCUUAAGUGGAACUCCAUUGCACAUCCAUCGAAUGGACUCCAUGAUCCCAAAGAACCAGAAAAUAUAACAACACUGAAUCCAAGUCAGUUCCAUUAAGACAUUUUUUAUAAAGUAUGAUAUGUCAAAUUCGUCAUUUUCAAACAGUUUCGUCAUUCUAUGUAAUGUUGAUAUCUGAACAAACAUCUUGUGGUAUAUUUUCUAACUCCUGUCAUUUGUUAUAUUUGUCACAGCAUAGUAAUAGUUGUAGAAUAAAACUAGGGACUUUUAAACACAAAUAAAACGGUUGGUAUGGUAGUGAUACUAAAAUUUCCGGCCAGACUUUACAUACACAUCUUAUUUUCAAAACGUUGUUCCGGUUACUUUAGUAAAGCUUGUCGUCUGCGAUCAACAAAAUGGUAAAAUAUCGUCCUUUUGUUAUAAUUAUCUUCAAAACCAGAAAUAACUUCCUUUAUGAAAUGAGCGUUUUACUAACAAAUCUGUAUGAUAAGGACAAAAUGAAUGGAAACUAUUUGUUAACAUUUUUGUUAAUAAUUGUUAAUAAAAAUGUAAAUAAGGAAAUAAAAAUACACUUCAGCUUAAUAUAA
This is a messenger RNA of Mercenaria mercenaria, 1247 nucleotides long. RefSeq lists its product as uncharacterized. Bases 113 to 439 code for a protein of 108 amino acids. The transcript is spliced from 3 exons. NCBI's taxonomy places the organism in Eukaryota, Metazoa, Mollusca, Bivalvia, Venerida, Veneridae. The record is from RefSeq and is a predicted model, not a curated record.